AUGCGAAUAAUGAGGAGUUCCAGAAACCUGGGGCAGACCGGCUGUUCGCAGAGCCGGGGGGAACCUGAAGUCGUGUAUAUAGGCCGGGACCAAAUGCGAUCUUUGCGCGGAACAUCAGCCGGGCUGAGCUGGAUCUUCCCGCAGCCCGGGCUGGCGGGUUCUGGCAGUCUUCCGGCGAUCGAGAGCACAGGAGUGAAGUGGAGAGGACGGGCCGCCAGACCCACGUUCCGAAGCCUCCCCGCAGCUGGCAGUCGGGAGGCGAGCUCCAGAAGGGGCCCCGGCCGCGUCUCGACGGCCCCUCCAUCUCAGAGCGGACUCCUCCUUUUCCAGGGAACCAACCGCCUGAGUUUCCUGGAAACCGCCGCAGCCGAGCAAUUCGAGUCGUGUGGCAUCGCAGUCCUGCCUCUUCUCGGAAGGAAGACUCUUCUAAGCGCUGGCCUGGGCCGGGAGCGAAAUUUGAAAACAUCCAAUGCGGAACUGAUGCCAGCCUUUCUUCCUUUCUCGGCUACCAGUUACUGUCGUAUAGAAAGCGGGUGGGGGUGGUCGGAGCAAACGGAGAAGAAGCAGUUCCACCACGGAACUAAGUGCCUCCAAAAUGACGGAAAGGCCAGCGUUCAGUCACCCUCGGGACGAUGGAGAGGGAAAGGCCGUCUGCCGGCGGACUUGGCCUUUGAAGUUUCUGGCCAGUGGUUCCCGCCGCCCCUACCCCCACUCUCCUCAACUCUUUAUGGGAAGAUGGAGGAAGGUGAGGGAAGGGGUCCCAUUUCUGGCCUUGGGAAGGAGGGAGGAGGCCAAGCGGCGCUGGCUGGGCCAGAGCGACCGGAAGACUGUCGCGAGACGCCGGGUUGGGGAGGCGAGGAGGCUGCAGCGGAGAGUGGGCACUCCAGCCACGAGGUGCGCACGCACCUAGUGUUCGCGCCGGCGCUACGGGACGCCCAGCGCAGGCCCCAGGCCGAGCCAGCUCUCGAAGAGAGAAAUAGGCCCAGGGAACUGAAGAAAGAAGGCAGACAGAAGGGCAGCACUCAGUCUGGUGCCGACCCCCAGGCGGUCAGCGCCCCAGGCGGGCGGAACCGCAGGAGGGGAGCACGGGAAGUCGCCCCCGGGUGCCCCAGCAGCGAGAGAAGGGCUGCAACUGGCGAGCGACUGGAAGCAGGCGAGGCCCAUUCUGGGAGCCGCCGCGCUGCGAUCCGACAGCGCCCCGGGGAGGAGGGGCAGGUGAGACCGGCGGGAGCCCGGCCCGGGCGGACGCGGAGGAAGGUGGCACCCGCGCGGACCCGCCGCCCCGGCCCCGUCCUCGCCCCCGCCCCGCGCCCCCGCCACGCUCGCCGGCGCCAGGGGAACCAGGACGCACGGGUCCCUUCGCGCCCCCGCGCCGUCGGCGCCGCCGCCCCAGACCUAGACGCUGCUCCCGGAGGCCUCCCAGGGCGGGGGAGAGGGCGGCAACCGGCAGCAGCCUCACCACAGGCCCCGGCGCCGUCACCUCCGUCUCCAGGCUCGGUCGUGCCCACGUCCCGGGUUCCUGCAGCCUUGGAAGACGCGCGGAGGACGGCGCGGUCCGGAGAGGUAGGUAGACGCUCCCCGCCUCCCACCGGCCGCCGGGGGCCGGGACCACGCAGUUCGGAGCGGCGGCGCAAAGAGGCCUCUGGGGAUGGGCGGCCCCCCGGCCGCACUUUGAGCGCCGAGAGGCCGCGGCGGCGGUAG
Messenger RNA from Rangifer tarandus platyrhynchus (Svalbard reindeer), 1701 nucleotides. Lineage: Eukaryota; Metazoa; Chordata; Mammalia; Artiodactyla; Cervidae. The record is from the annotation of a GenBank genome assembly.